Messenger RNA from Agrilus planipennis (emerald ash borer), 2100 nucleotides. Its product is annotated as protein ELYS-like. Gene Ontology annotation, molecular function: protein binding. The record is from RefSeq and is a predicted model, not a curated record. Bases 454 to 2100 code for a protein of 548 amino acids. Lineage: Eukaryota; Metazoa; Arthropoda; Insecta; Coleoptera; Buprestidae. The transcript has 8 exons.
UUUAUUGAAUAAAGCCAAUAAUAAAGUUGUUUAUUUCCACUUGCAGGAUGAAAAUCAUAGAUGAAAACAGAUUGAAACAGUUGAAAAACAACUGUUAUACUAUGUUUGUAUAUACCUUCUACUUUAAAAGAAUGGGUUAAGAAUAGGAAUAUUUUUAAAAAAUUCGUAUGAAUAAAUUUAUAAUCAAUAAAAAUAUUUUGCAGUAAUUUUAUAAAAUAAGUGUACAAAUCAAACAGUCAGCAUGCGCAUAAAGGAAUUGUCAAAAGUUGGUCAAAAGUCGUUGCAUGCAUCCAUAGAUACAUGCAAAUAAUUAAAACAAUCGUUAUGAUUUGAAAUUAUAGAAUGUUUUCAUCUUGUUUUCAUCUUUUUAAAUAAACAAAUCUGCAUUUUACAUAGUAAAUCCGUUAAAUAGCCUUAAAUGAGGUGGAAAAUAAGUGGAAAGUAUGUAAUGUUAUGUACAAUACCUGUAAUAGUUCAAGAGUAUACUUUUUAAUUAAAAUGUCGUUCACAAUUUUGAAUGUGACUCCUAUAUGUUCUAAAUUAUUUAAUUCUGACGAUAAGGAGAACAUAAGAAAUUGUAUACAAUUUGGAGGUAUUUUUUGUGAGACAAAAUAUUUUUGGUUGGUUAGUGGUUCCUGUAUAACUGUAGGAUGUACCAAAACAGGCCUUAUAAUAGGAAACUGGAAAUUUAGUACCUCCUCUAAAAUGUCUAUAAAAAUAAAUUGUGUUACUGAACUUCCAAGAGAAAACAAAAGCAUACCAUUUUUAAUAAUAGGUUUAAAAUGUAAUGGAGAAAAGGGUAUGAUUUGUAUAUUUCAGUUUACAAGUUCAAAAAUUGUAAGGGCCAUUGAAUUACCUAAUGAGGUAAGAAGAAUUUCUAUCAUCAAUACAAUAAGAAACAAAUGUUUACUACCAGAACUAUUAGCAUUACUUGAUGGUGUCAUUGUAGUGGGGACCUCAUAUGGUGGUUUACUUUUGUUAGAUAUAUGUUUACAAGAAUAUGAAAAUGCUACUUCAAUGCACGGAGUUUUUAAAGAUGAAAAAAAUGCCUGCAGAACAAUGGAUUUACAAUUAGAUGAUAUUUCAUUAUUGGAAUCACAUAAAAAUUUGGCAAAUCUAAAUAUGGAACAUGUGGCAAUAUACUUAAAUGAUCUUGGAAGUAGCUCAAAACAAAUUUUUAAUUUAAAAAGUCCGAAGGAUACAGUAUUAGGCCAUCUUAGCAACCAAAAUGUAGUUAUUACUGCUCUCUACUAUUGUUCUCAAUUGUGUUCCUUAUUUGUCGGUUAUAAUUUUGGUCUUUGGCAAAUUUGGAAUCUAAAGGAAAUGAAAGUAGUUUAUACUUCUCCAAUUUUAGACAAUAAUACACCAGUUACUCAUUUUGCUGUCCAGGAACCUUGUGACGACCCAAGAGCUUUUUGCUAUGUUUGGGUAAUUUACAAUAAUGUUGAGCCCUUCAGUUUGGGAUUUCCUUUGGCUGUUAUGUAUGCAUUACUGUUUGAUACAAAAAUUUGGCAUGAUAAAUACGGGUUCUUUUAUGAGGGGUUAUUCUCAUGUCACGUAAGAUUUCAACGAGAACUCGUCUUAAUAGAAGGCAAUGACGAAAACCGCAUCGGAGGAUGCUGCACGGGCGUAUCUUCCAUUAGCAAAAGUGUAUCGAAUCUAAAUUCAACACAAGAGUUUUCAGAAGAUGGGUUCUCUUAUUGUUUUUUUACAUGGAACACUUGGACAUCUGACAGACAGUUGAAUACUUAUUUAACUCUGUUUGAUUUAAACCAAUGGUAUAAAGAGCAAAUGCCAAGCUAUUUACAUAAGAGAAACAAGCAUGUUGAUUCCUAUACAAUUACUGUCUCCAUUUCUGAUUUUCUAAAGUCAGUUGAUAAUGAAAACAAUUCAGCUUUGCUUGAUGUAAAAGUCGACUUUAAAUCCAUUCUCCAAUUUAAGGGAGCAGUGAAGUUAGAAGAGCAUUAUUACCCAUCUUCUUUAUCCUUCAGUAAAUAUGGUUUUAGUUUACUUAUGUUCCUUUUCAUACUUUCCCAUUUAUUUGUUUUCUUUAUAGAUUUNUUACCGAUUGAUCAAAAUAUAAAAAAAAAGGAAACCUGA